AUGGAAACUGUUGCAGCUUUUCGAGCUUCUUUCAGCAGUCUUUCGGCUGAUUGGCCGUGCAACCGAUCGGUCCCGGUCCGACCCGAUUUGAGCGUCGGCUCAAGGCGCGUGCCCUCUAACGCCUUGAUUCAGCGAAGACAUUCAAUUUCUCCAUCGAAGAUUAACAACAGAACAGCGAACCUUUUGAGCAGGAAACGGACUACGAUCAGAGCCUGUAUGCAGCCUUCGAAUUCUGAAAGCUCGUCUGCUCCUAUUGCACCUCUUCAGCUGGAGUCUCCAAUUGGUCAAUUCCUGUCGGAGAUACUUGUAAGCCACCCACAUCUUGUCCUAGCUGCAGUCGAGCAGCAGCUCAAGCAGCUGCAAACCGACCUCGAUGCCGAGAAAGAGAAAGAGGAACCAGCUGCAUCCGGCACUGAUCUUGUGUUAUACAGGAGAAUUGCCGAGGUGAAAGCUAAUGAAAGGAAAAGGGCCUUAGAAGAAAUACUGUAUGCUCUAGUGGUACAGAAAUUCAUGGAUGCCGAAGUUCCCAUGGUCCCAGCAAUCGCCCGAUCGCCGCCCAACAACUCUGUACGUGUGGACACAUGGCAUGCCCCCGAAGACCAGAAACUCGAGCGUCUCCACUCUCCCGAAGCCUACGAGAUGAUUCAGAACCAUCUCGCCCUCAUUCUCGGUAACCGGCUCAGUGAUUCCAGCUCGGUCGCCCAAAUAAGCAAGCUCAGGGUGGGCCAGGUGUAUGCAGCCUCCAUCAUGUACGGCUAUUUCCUCAAAAGGGUUGACCAGAGGUUUCAGUUGGAGAAGACAAUGAAAAUCCUUCCCCAGGGGCAGGGUAUGGUUGGUGGAGAGAGUCUUGCCGAAGAAGUAAUGAUGGACGAGACGAGGCCUGAUGAUUCGCCGACGCAUCCAGAAGUCUCUGCAUGGUCAGGUGGUGUUGGCAACAGGGGUUUUGUUGGGUUAAAACCUUGUCGGCUGCGGAGUUAUGUGAUGUCGUUUGAUGGGGAGACUCUUCAGAGGUACGCAACUAUACGGUCUAAGGAGGCUAUCAGUAUUGUUGAGAAACAUACAGAGGCCCUGUUUGGUAGGCCCGAGAUGAUCUUCACACAGGAUGGGAACGUUGACCCCUCUAAAGAUGAGCAGAUUAAGGUGACCUUUGGUGGGCUGAGACGACUUGUUCUGGAGGCUGUGACUUUCGGCUCUUUUCUUUGGGAUGUUGAGAGCUAUGUCGACUCAAGGUACCAUUUUGUCACAAAUUGA
Molecule: messenger RNA, 1251 nt
Organism: Striga hermonthica
Lineage: Eukaryota; Viridiplantae; Streptophyta; Magnoliopsida; Lamiales; Orobanchaceae
Source: the annotation of a GenBank genome assembly